Messenger RNA from Apis dorsata (giant honeybee), 1862 nucleotides. RefSeq names its product lissencephaly-1 homolog (gene Lis-1). Bases 262 to 1494 code for a protein of 410 amino acids. The transcript has 7 exons. Gene Ontology annotation, molecular function: protein binding. The record is from RefSeq and is a predicted model, not a curated record. NCBI's taxonomy places the organism in Eukaryota, Metazoa, Arthropoda, Insecta, Hymenoptera, Apidae.
GAAAGAAGACUUUCACAGGCGCCACCUUGUGAGACAGUCCUAUCGCAGAAGUUAUCUCCAGUAGUUCUUCGGUGGUUGUGUUCGUCCGGUUUUCCUGUGAUUUUUUUUCCGAUCUCAAAGGAUCCCGGUUAUUACUACUCCGACAAAAAGAGCGAUGUCGAUGGCUGGGUAUUAAACUAAUCAGGAGCUGACUGGAGAAGAAUCUAGUCGCGCUCAUUUGAAUCACUGUUGAGUAUCAGCCAAUAAACACACGCAAGGAUCAUGAAAAUGGUGCUGUCUCAACGUCAGAGGGAGGAGUUAAAUAAGGCGAUUGCGGAUUAUCUCAGUACCAAUGGUUAUCAAGAUGCGCUUGAGGCGUUUAAGAAAGAAGCCGAUAUGCCUGGGGAAGUGGAGAGAAAAUAUGGAGGUCUUCUGGAAAAGAAGUGGACCUCGGUCAUACGCUUGCAAAAGAAGGUAAUGGAACUGGAAUCCAAACUCUCUGAAGCUGAGAAGGAAUUCAUCGAAGGGGCACCAACACGUAGCAAACGAUCACCAUCCGAGUGGAUACCAAGGCCACCCGAAAAAUACAGUCUUACUGGACACAGAGCUCCUAUCAACAGAGUUAUUUUCCAUCCGGUUUUUAGUCUUAUAGUAUCUGCCAGCGAAGAUGCCACUAUCAAGGUGUGGGACUUCGAGAGCGGCGAAUUCGAAAGAACGUUGAAGGGGCACACUGACAGCGUACAGGACGUUUCCUUCGACGUCUCCGGUAAACUGUUAGUCUCAUGCAGUGCAGACAUGUCUAUUAAGUUAUGGGACUUUCACCAGUCAUUCGCCUGCGUGAAAACCAUGCACGGACAUGAUCAUAGUGUCAGCUCUGUCGCAUUUGUGCCACAAGGGGAUUUCGUAGUGAGCGCCUCUAGGGAUAAGACCAUCAAAAUAUGGGAAGUAGCGACAGGGUAUUGUGUUAAAACGUUAACGGGGCACAGAGAAUGGGUACGAAUGGCCAGAGUCAGUCCUUGCGGAGAAUUAAUAGCUAGUUGCUCGAACGAUCAAACGGUACGAGUUUGGCACGUAGCAACAAAGGAAACAAAGGUCGAACUCAGAGACCACGAACACGUAGUAGAGUGUAUCGCAUGGGCACCGGACAGUGCAAGAGCAUCAAUCAACGCUGCAGCAGGAGCAGACAACAAGGGUGCCCACGAAGGACCUUUCCUCGCAUCUGGCUCGCGAGAUAAAGUAAUUCGUGUAUGGGAUGUCGGUGCCGGUGUUUGUCUUUUCGCCCUCUUGGGCCACGACAACUGGGUUCGCGGCAUCGUCUUCCAUCCUGGUGGCAAGUUCAUCGUCAGUGCCUCUGACGAUAAGACCCUGCGAGUCUGGGACACGCGCAACAAACGGGUAAUGAAAACCCUUGAAGCGCACGUCCACUUCUGCACCUCCGUUGAUUUUCACAAAAGCCAUCCUUACGUGGUCACCGGUAGUGUCGAUCAAACGGUGAAGAUCUGGGAGUGCCGCUAGUCACCAAAACAUCAGGGUCUCGUUGAACCUUCGUCGAGAAAGAAAGAUUUUGGAGAGAAGGCGAACGAUGCGCGUCGAAUUCGAUGAAAACGGCCGAGAGAGUAAGCUGCUACAAAAAAAAAAAAAAAAAAGUUAUCGUACAUACUACUAUUAUUAAUAUUAAUAUUAUUAUACACACAUAAACAUGUACGAUUAAGAGCUCUUUAAUUAAUUUAUAAUAAAGUAUAAUUAGUAAUUAUUAAUAUUACAUAUACGUUUUACGGUAAUGAACUGCACGAUUCGAGGAGAGUCGGUCGAGAUUAAAUUUUCUUUCGUGAGGAGGACAUUGCCAUAAUUUCAUCGACGGUUAGAAAAAAAAAAAAAAGAAA